Meira miltonrushii is the source of this 979-nucleotide messenger RNA. RefSeq lists its product as uncharacterized. Lineage: Eukaryota; Fungi; Basidiomycota; Exobasidiomycetes; Exobasidiales; Brachybasidiaceae. The coding region runs from base 222 to 752 and encodes 176 amino acids. The record is from RefSeq and is a predicted model, not a curated record. The transcript is spliced from 2 exons.
AAGGCUAGUGAACAAUCAAUUUAAGGCGCACACAGUGCAGCGGAUGAAUCCGAUCCAAAAAUGUUCACUAGCGAAGUCAACGGUGAAAUCCAUGGAAAUGGUUUACUCCUUUCCCUUGGACACCAUUGUUCCUUUCAUUCGUGUUCUCACGCUCUGGGCGACAAUCAUCUGUGCGGCAAUGCAUUGCUUAUUACUGAUUGAGUCUAGAUUUAGACUAUUUCAUGCAAUGCAAUGUACCUCAACCAUGUUGUCCUUCCUUUGAGGAAGAGGCAACGAAGAUCAUCUUAAGAUCAAGCUGCAAUGCAUACGCACGGGAACGUCUUGUUUUUCCUGGUUUCGAUUGUUCGAUUUUGUGGAGUGAUGGUGUGGUCUGUUUGUACACACACACAGGCACACGGGCACGCGCGCUCGCACAAUCAUGCAUGCAUACAUUCAAUGGAGACGGCAUCUAUUUCUAUCUUUAUCCUUUCGGCAACCAUGUCAACUGGUCAUCACUUUUGCACCCUGCUCCCACAUUUGUCAAAUCCUUGAUCCGAACUGGUGACAAGGGAAGAUGUGAUGGUAACGCAUUUAGCGUACAAAUAAGACUCUCUUUUUUUCAACCGUUGGGAACAUCAAUCGAUGCUUUUGGCGCGUUUUCUGUCUGCCUCUCUUUUCCGAUAGCACGCCAUGGUUUCAAUUUCCCUUUGUUCUUCCAUUCCUCUGGCGUCAAGUGCAUGCACAUCAAUUCUCUAUCAAUAGAUUUCAUCUGAUGAUGCAUGCAUAAUACGCACAGAUGCAUGCAAGAACAAGGGUAAAUUUCAAUUAAUUAAAAUCGGAAGAUGAACUGACACAGACAAACACACUCUCUUUUCUUUUGUUCUCACAUCAGACAUGCACGUAUACAUUCAAACGAAAGACCUUUCGGAUGUCCGUAUCGUGGAUGUGGAAAAACAUUUAUUCAACGAUCAGCAUUAACCGUUCAUUUACGUGUUCAUAC